Molecule: messenger RNA, 2015 nt
Organism: Dermacentor albipictus
Lineage: Eukaryota; Metazoa; Arthropoda; Arachnida; Ixodida; Ixodidae
Product: lipase maturation factor 1-like
Biological process (GO): protein maturation
Cellular component (GO): endoplasmic reticulum membrane
Source: RefSeq, a predicted model, not a curated record
AAAACAAGACAAGCGAAACGCAUAUGAUUUGAUUCAUCGGCUUUGCUUUCGGAUCGUGCGUUGUUUCACAGGUUUCAGCGGUUUCGCAUGUGCUUUAACUUCAAUAUCUGCGAGCGCUGACUGCUUCGUAGAUGUAGCUUUGAUUGCACGAUAGUUAUGGCACGAUUUAGAAGAAAUCCAGAACAAUCACCGGAAUCCAGAACAGUAUCUCCUUGCGACAGAAGAGAUGUUCCAAAAGAGGCACGAGAUCCUUAUAUUGGUGGACGGCGAGACGAGGGCUCAAGAAAGUCUUCCCCGCUUGUCCUCGACGCAGCAAAGAUGCACUUCUUGCAGAAGGAUCAGUACUGGCUGACAAGAAUUGUAUUUUUACGCUCUCUUGGAUUUGUUUAUGCUGUCGCCUUUCUUGUUGCCCUUAAUCAAAACAAAUAUUUGGUGGGUAAACAGGGUCUUCUUCCAGCGCACCUUUACAUGGAAAGGAUUAAAGAUAUGUACAAAGGCUUCCACAGUGAGACACUGCUGCGAGUUCCGACCAUAAUGUGGCUCCACGAAUACAUUGAUGUUGACACUUUGCUUGACUGCAUAGCAUCUGUGGGCACCGUCCUAGCAUUGGGCAUCACAGUGACAGGAGCAGCAAAUGCAGUCUGUCUCUUUCUCCUGUGGAUUUUGUACCACUCCCUUGUAAACGUGGGACAGCUAUGGUACUCAUUUGGUUGGGAGUCCCAGCUGCUUGAAACAGGCUUCCUGGCAAUUUUUUUCUGUCCAAUCUGGACAUGGAAGCAGCUGCCACGUGGCACACCUCCUUCGCCGGUCGUCAUAUGGGGCUAUCGCUGGCUCCUUUUCCGUAUCAUGCUCGGUGCUGGCUUGAUCAAAGUACGAGGUGACAAAUGCUGGUGGGAGCUGACAUGCAUGAUGUAUCACUAUGAGACCCAGCCAGUGCCCAAUCCACUUAGUUACUACCUUCACCAAACGCCUCCAUUUAUGCACAAAUUGGAAGUUCUCGGGAAUCACAUCAUUGAGCUAAUUGUGCCGUGGUUCAUGUUGCUGACAAGACCGUUCAGGAUAGCAUGUGGAAUAAUUCAGAUAUCAUUUCAGGUGAUCCUGAUUAUGAGUGGAAACCUGAGUUUUCUCAACUGGCUGACAAUCCUGCCAUCGAUACCCUACUUUGAUGAUGCUGCACUGAAAUGGAUGUUCAGCAAAAACACUUCCAACCAAGUGGCAUUGCUGGCAAAGGAAGCGGGGGAACAAAAAGUGAAGCAUAGUAAAGGAAGGAAGGCUACAAAUAUGGCCCUUGCACUAUGCCUUGGUUUUCUAAGCAUACCUGUUGUGAUCAAUCUUGUCUCACCAAAUCAACAGAUGAACACAUCCUUUGAGCCCCUGCGUCUGGUUAACACCUAUGGAGCAUUUGGAAGCAUAACAAAAUCUAGAAGAGAGGUUAUAAUUCAAGGGACACACAGCCUGGACCCACACAACAGAAGUGCUGUAUGGGAAGAGUAUGAAUUCUUCUGCAAGCCUGGCAAUGUGUUUAGGCGACCCUGUGUCAUCAGCCCAUAUCACUACAGGCUAGACUGGCUGAUGUGGUUUGCUGGCUUUCAGGACUAUCAGAGCCACCCAUGGCUCUUCCACUUUGUUGCAAAACUAUUAGUCAAUGACAAAAACGUUUCUAAAAUAAUUUUGAAAAACCCUUUUAUGGACAGAGAACCACCAAGGUACAUCAGGGCAGAGCACUAUCACUACAGGUAUGCUCCAGUUGGCAGCUCCCAAGCAAAGGCUGGUCAGUGGUGGAUACGCUCACGUGUUGGCUCCUAUAUGUACCCAGUUUCGCUGUCCAGCUUGAAGCCCCUUUUGAAGACGUUUGGUUGGGAAAUGCCAUCUAUGUGAAUUGAACCUUGUACUGCUGAUGAACAAUGCCAUGCCAGUGAAUGAACAGUGACAGUGAGAUCUUUCCCCUGCCUUCCUUUCUUGUUCUAGCCUUCACGUUGAAUUUGUUACAGUAAAAAGCAACUUUCUGCUCUUGG